Molecule: messenger RNA, 5563 nt
Organism: Limulus polyphemus (Atlantic horseshoe crab)
Lineage: Eukaryota; Metazoa; Arthropoda; Merostomata; Xiphosura; Limulidae
Exons: 2
Coding region: 1548-2366 (272 amino acids)
Source: RefSeq, a predicted model, not a curated record
AGUGACGAAAAAUUACAACUAUGCCUUUAAUUUUAAACAAUGUCUUCAGUUUAUAAGCAAUAAUAAAUAUUCUGAGAAGUUUAACUUGUAAAUGUAUUCGCUUUAUGAAAAUUGGAAAGGGCUUGUUUUGGUGCUAUGAACGUUAUGUUAUUAGGUACCUCUUACUCUUAUACGACAACUAACACUAGUAACAGUAACACUAGUCUAGACUAGUUCAGUAGUUGUACUGUACUACGAAAAUUAUAUACUGUGAUAAAACCCUAAUGACUGAUACUUAAACUUUUUUUUGGGGGGGGAUAGCAAUGAAAGUAAAACAUACUUUAAUGUAUGUGCAACGUGAGACUAUUUUAUCCUUCAAUUUUCAACAUUGUCCUUGGAAGUUGUACAAACCAAAACCCACCUUUGAGUUUGACACGAAGUUUCAGGAAAGAUAAGAAGAAUAUAUGAAAGACAACAAUGUGUCCUUGUAAUGAAGUCAAUUUGUUAUACCAAGAAGAAUGUAAUGAAGUAGUCUAAUAGAAAGUUUUAUUUACUAACGAUCUUAGUCAUAUAUACAGAAAAAGAACGUACUACUCAUAAUAUUGAAGUUAAGUUUGUAAAAAUGUAAUUGCCAGUUUAUGUUGACUUAUGGAUACAUUUGUUAAUUCUUGUACAUGUGAAUUUAAUGCAACCAAUUAAGGUUCAUCAGGGUUUAGUUCUUUAGAAUAUAUGAGCAUAGUGUUUAAUUUCACUAAUUUUCCAGUAAAAAGUAAUAAUUAAAAAUGUAUACGUGAAGCCAGUAAAGCAUGACUUGAAAAAAUCCAUUCAUGAUGGAAAAUGAUAGAGCUACAAAUACAGAAAAACAGUAGGAAAUGUCUGCUUUUUUAAUUAGUGUGUUAUACCAAAAAAGUCAUUUUAAGAAAUAAGAAGGAUUUAUUGUUCAAAUACUGUUACACUUACAUUAUUAUCUGAAUAUUUCAAAGAAAACAAAGUGGGUCAAAAAACAGUUCCACAUAAUAUUGGUAUUCAGUAAGUAUUGACAGUGAGUUAAAAGGUCCUUCAUAUAAAACUCCACUUUCAAUAGAGUUGCAGUGGAAUAUAGAUACCUCUUGUUAACAAGAAUUGCUAGUAGUAGUUAAUACAGGAAAUUUCCUGUGUCCUAAAAGAAAAUACAAAAUAACCUUUUAUUUACUGAAUAAAGACUCUGAGAACCAUAAACAUUUCAUGAUGUAUUAUGAUUCAGAAAAAACAGAAAUUGAAGAAAUGUCAGCUAAGUUUGAGUCAUAUGAAAAGAAAGUUUCCACACCAAAUCCUGCCCUUAAAAGAGUAAGCCUAGAUUGUGAAGCAGUAUCCAUUUUAAAAGUUUCAGAUAAUUUUGAAGAAGAAAAAAAACCUUCAAUUUUAAAAAAAAAGGAAGCACGAAGGACAAAGAAAGAUCUCAUCAUUCAACAGAAUUACAAUCUAUAUUGAAAAAGCCUGCUGUGAGAAGAAUUAAGACUCAGAAUAGCAGUCUAGACUUUUACCCUAUUUUAAAAUGUAAGAGUCUUGAUGAUAGCACUCAGUUACACAUGAUUGAGCUUAAACCCAUUUUGAAAAAGCGAAAUAGUGCAGAGGAACUUAAAGGUGAGGUUGUUGGAGAACAACGCCCCAUCAUGAAAAAAAAGUCUCUCUUAGGAGAUGAUGUAGAGGAAAAACCAAAGUCCAUCCUAAAGAAUCGGGUAAGAAGUCAAGAGGAAAGUGAUAUUAAAACAGAUAUAGUUAGAGUUACAAGGCCUAGAUCUGAUUCUGAACCAGGAAUAAGAUCAAUACUGAAGAAAUCAACUUUUGAAGAUGAACCUGUUAAACCUCUGUCAAUUCUUAGACCCCAUUUUCCUGAUUCUUCAGCACUGAAAACAUCAUUUGAUAAUCUUUUUGUGGAAAAUAAACUUCCAUCAAUUUUAAAAAAUCCUUUGCCAUUGUGUCAUCAAGAAGAUGAUGAAAAGUUGCUUUCUAAGAAAGAUCACCUUCAGAAUACUGGUUUAAAUAUUUUCGGUGAUGUUGAACACCCUCAGUCCAUUUUAAAGCACAGGAACUUUUCUCAAGGUGAUGUCACUCAAACACAACCUGUACUAAAGAAAAACUCAAAAGAUUAUUCAUUAUCGGUUGUUAAUCAGAACAUCGGACUAAAAUCAUUCAUGAGAACAAGAAGAAAAAGUGAUUCUCCAGAAUCAGAUAUGAUACUAGCAAGUAGUGUUGUAAUUAUUUCUUCUGACAAACAAUGCUCCAAUGAAAGUAGUACAUCUGAAGCAGAAAGAACAAAAUGUUUACAAACUGAACAACGUGUUAUUAAAUCAACAUUGUCACAUACUGAUAGUGCAGUGCAAACAACAGAAAGUGGACUUGGAUGAGUUAAUUCUUCUGUUUCAGGGAUAACAGUCAUGUAACUAAUCUAAUAACCAUGUGUAAUUUCAAUUCUUACAUAUAACUGUACAUUCUUUAUUGCAAGAUAAUUAUCCAACAGGAUAAAGUGAAUGCAUACAUUCUUCAAAAACAUAUCAGUGCUAAGAUAGAGUAGGGAAAUAUAGACUUUGUUAUCUUUAAGCAGUUUAUUAUUUUUUUUCAUACAGUAUUUUUGGAUACAAAAGCUACUAAAAUAAUGAUAACCAUAAAGAUGUGAUAUUAACAAGGAAGGAAAUGUGGGGCACAUUUAUAGAAAACCUGGUAUGGAGUUUUUUGUUUUUUUCAAAAGCAGUUUGUUAUUAUAUCUAUUUUGUUAUUUAGAGCUUAAAAAGUAUUGGCUUUAAUGAUUGGUUUGUUAGUGCAAUAAAAAAAAUGAAUUUUUGUAUUUUAAGCACUGUUUAUUGUUGCAAUAACAUAUUAAGCUUUAUUAACAAUUGCAAGUAAACCUUGAAACAGAUGAAUAAAAAUCCAAUUUAUUUAUAAUCUGUUUGUUGGACAAAUGUAUAUAUAUAUAUAUGUGUGUGUGUGUGUGAUAGAUUAAUGUAAAAAAAAAAAUGUGUUAUUUAUCAGGAAUUUUAAACACAUUACUCUCUCAAAAUUCAUAAAUUCAGAGAAUCACAAUUUUGAACCAUUUUUCAUGGUUUCAUGACUUUAGCUAUAAAGUUGGUUAUAAUUUUAUGUUUCAUGUACUUUAGAGCAAGGUAAGGCUUUUGUUAUAAUCUAGGCAUAAAUGACCAUUGAAUUUUUAUUUAUAAUUGAUUACAUAGGAUCAUCUAUACUUAAUUAGAAAAUUAUUUGCUUUAAGUUUAAGUAUUGAAGUUUAUCUGUUAGGCUGAAACUGUUUUACAGAAUUAAAGUGUGUAUUGUGAGAUACUGUAGUCAUGUAGUGUACUGGAUAUUGUCUGGCAGAUUUAUUCACAUUUGUUUUAUUAAAGGAGUUUAGUCUUUUUUUUAGGCUGUAUAUGUGACAUGAAAGUAAAUUAUAACUUGUUUUAUUGCAAUGUAGAUUCCAAUCUAGAAAUAAUACAUACACAGUCAUGUUAUCAUUAAAACAAAAGUAAUCUACAUGUAUAUGUAUUUUUUAUAGAGCACAAGAAAAUACAUGUUAAUUUCUCCAUAAGAUGUCACCCUCUUCUGAUUAUUGUGAUGGUUCCAUUUUACCAGUACCAGUGUGUCCUGAUUAUACCUUUUCAUCUACAUUCAGUAAACUUUGUGUAUAUGUUACAUCACCUGAAAACCAAGUUCUAUUGUCCCUUCAAGUAGCUUACCUCAAGUUCAUAAUGGCUGUUCUUUAUCAGCUUGACUUACUGCGGUAAAAUUCUCAUUUGUGAUAAGUACUUUAUACCUUAAGAUAUGUUGUGCAAUACCUUAUGAACUCUGAACUUUCCCAGAAAUAUCGUAUACCUAUCAAACUGAGACAUGUGCCUUAUAGAAGGUGUCGCAAGGAAGAAAACCAGAUUGGCUCACAAAUACAAAUAGUAUGAGGCAGGCCUCGACAAAUUCUGGACAUCAGGUCACCAUGGCGACUAAACUUUUCAUCAUGGUGCCUAGUAUUUUCUCCCAUUUUAUUCGUACAUAGGGUUAUGCUAAAUAGAACUCGAAUCUAGAACAGUUCUGGACUUUUGGAAGUCUGGAACUAUUUUCACGUAUUUUGAGUCCUAAGUUGAACUUUGUUUCUAGGAUGUUAUUAGCGGAUUCAACACUUCAUGUUUUAUCGGGAAUGACGCACGGCUGUUGCACGACACAUUACUAAUUUCAUGCCACUUUGUUUUUCUUCAUCUCAGUUCAAUCAAUCAGUGUGUGUGUCUUUAUACUUGGACGGGACCAAAGACAGUUACUUCAGGCAAUACUAUCAAGUUGUUGUUGAUAUCAUGUGAUCAUUAGCAUGCACUCGUCUCUGUAAAAGUAAAUAAAUAGCCCCCAUUUCCUGGUACAAACAGUAGUGAAAAAAGUUAGGUUAGGCACCUGAGUUUUUGGGCUGGCUCCUAGAUCUGAAAAUAUUUGUUGAGGCCUGGUAUAUGUGAUAAAAUUAAAGAAAAGCGUUAUAAAUUUGAGAAGUUUAAAUUGAUGGCUAUGAUGGGAAACAUAGAUGAUUAAGGAAGAUCAGGAGAGUUGGUCAAACUGGACAUUAGAUUGUCAAAAGGGUUAGCUGAAAUUGUAAAAAAUAACAGUAAGAAUUUCAUUGGAUACAUCAACCUCCUUAGUAUUCUUAUACUUGUGAAUUUUUUGUCACUUUUUUUUUUUUGCAAAAUUUUCAGUUCCUUUAUUAUGAAGUUAAAUGUACAAGACAUGUAUAUAUAUUAACAAAACAGGUAGAAGCCACUCAUAUUUAUAUUGCAUGCACUGAAGGGAUAAAUACAGGGAGGGUCCAGGAAGUCUGGAUUCCCUCCCCUCCCUCCUUUUUUUGGGAGAGCUUUCUCUAAAAAAAUUGGGAAAUUCUAAAGAACAUUUGCAAAACUGACUUAGAAAAAAACCACUUCCAACCCCUUUCCAGCCAGAACCCAGCUUCCUUUUCUAAAAAUUCUGUGUUCAUAUCUUACAGGUGCAUCAUACUACUUCUACGUAAGAAAUAAAAUGGAAUUACAUAAAUUGCAAUAAUCAGCAGUUCUUUGGUGUGAUAGUCCUAGAAACAGGAAAAUAAUUGAAUAUAAAUUUAUGUUAAAUAAUAAAGAAACUUUAACAUUUAUUUAAUUGUAAUCUUGCUGCAGUGAUUAGAUAUUUGGAUUUGGUGUUGUUGUACUUGAAGAAGGACAAUGCACACAAGGAAUCCAAGAUUGCAUUAAGGCCAGAGGAGGUCAUAAGUGUGUGUACUGGCUCUACCCACAGUGUUUAGUGAUGUCAAGUAGUAGUAGAAGCAUACAUCAGAAAAACUCGGACUAAACUUUGCAGAAUCAGAAAGUAAAGUUUACCCCGAGACUAUCCCAGGAUGAACAAUUUUUGUUCAGCUUACUCACCCCAAGACUGUCUCAGGGUAAUUGUCAAGGAGGUUAAGAAUAAGCAAAAUGUUAGGCUGGGAGUAGGAUCUUUAGGGAAUUUUAAAUGAGGGCUAAUUUCUGAUGAUGGUUAAUCAAAUUCUACUUUUUCUAAUGUUUUACUAAUGAAGAUUUAAGUAGAAUUCCUCAUUUUGAAUAGUUGAUAGAUGGAA